Molecule: messenger RNA, 1014 nt
Organism: Akanthomyces muscarius
Lineage: Eukaryota; Fungi; Ascomycota; Sordariomycetes; Hypocreales; Cordycipitaceae
Exons: 1
Coding region: 1-1014 (337 amino acids)
Source: RefSeq, a predicted model, not a curated record
AUGCCUAAAUAUGUAAAGAGCGAAUGCAGUGGUGAAGGCUGUGUUUACUCCGUUUCUCCCAAUACUUCAAUCACGGUCCCGCAUGGUGAUGCAAACGGGGCUUUCAGGGUACGGCCAAUUACAGAGCGUCAAUCGCUGAAAGGUCAGGGCGACACGGCUUACCUGUCAGUAUUUGAAGCCGUGGCAGCCUCUGAGCACAGGCCAAAGACGAACUCUACAGGAUUCGAGUGUGCGCUAUGGGUCUGUAUGGAAGCGUAUGACACGUCCAUGAAUGACGGUCAUCUAAGCCAAAAGACCAUAGUCAUAUGGAAUGAAACUCAGCUCCAAGAGGAGACCAAUGCUCACCUACAGGAGUACGUUUUCGUUAAUGUGCCAAAGGAAAUGAAUACGCUUGAGCAUUCGAGACACUCCAUCUCGGCUCGGGCAGUAAAGGCCAUCCGCAGCUUUAUGGACACAUUGACCGACGGGUGGUACGAAGACAUCGGGGGUAGCGUCAACUUUUCAUCAGACUGGGUCGAGGCGAUGCAUGACGCGAGGACAGCUAUGCCUUUAUGGAUGGAAGGACUGACACUCAGUCUCAGCAACGAGUUUCGCCAGAACGGCGAUCUGGAGGAUGAACGCAACACCAAAUAUGAAGGAAGCGCUACAAAACUGGCCAGUUUCGUCAAGGUGAAGUGGUUCUGGAUGAUAUAUCCACCACUUUGCCUGGUGGUGAGCAUAUACUACCUACUUGCCACCGUUGUAGCCAGCGUCCGCGACGACGUUGCCAUUUGGAAGGGUGAUUCCAUGCCGAUGCUAUUCAGCUGUAUUCAUCCGGAUAUUCUGCUACUUGGAAGUAGCAAGAUGGAUACUCACAAGGGGCUGGAUGAGCUGGGCCGCCAUGGCAUUGCGCUGGCCAAGGCUGAGUCGGGAGCUUGGGUCUUUGAGCCUACUGUCGGACCGGAAGAUAAGCGUGGGCGUCUUCGCAAGGCAUUCCGAGUGCGCGACCAAGCGGCUUCGAGAGGGUUUGACUGA